This is a messenger RNA of Emiliania huxleyi CCMP1516, 824 nucleotides long. RefSeq lists its product as hypothetical. NCBI's taxonomy places the organism in Eukaryota, Haptophyta, Isochrysidales, Noelaerhabdaceae. The record is from RefSeq and is a predicted model, not a curated record. Bases 45 to 785 code for a protein of 246 amino acids. The transcript is spliced from 3 exons.
UCCUCCUGCUGAAAGCAGAGGGCAACGCGGAGGGCGGCCCGCAGAUGAGCAAGCUCACCGCCACCGCCGCCGCCGCGGGCGCCGUGCUCGGCGUGACGCAGAGCCCGAACGACAUCAUCUCGCACAUGCUGAUGGGGUGGGCGAUCGACGAAGACGGCGUCGAGCGGCGCGGGCUGAGGCGGGAGGGGAUGUUCUACGCCUGUAACGGCGUCUGCCAGCACCUCUCCGAGGUCGUCGUCGCGCUGAUCCUCGCCUCCUACGGCUGGGCGGGCUUCGACCCGAAGCAGUGCCCCUCCGAGCAGCCCGCCUCCGCGGUGACCGCCAUCGAGCUCUCCUUCCUGGUCUUUGGCCCCGUCGUGCUCGCCCUCCUCACGCUUCUCGGCUUUGCCUACCCCAUCCGCGGCGAGCGGCUCGCGCGGCUCAAGGCGCAGGUCGCGGUGCUGAACGAGGACCGGUCGCGGCGCAUCACCGAGCGCAACGUCUCCCGCCCUGCCUCCACGCGCGGCACCGCCUCCACCCGCACCCUGGCCGAGGUUGUGUUUCGCAGCCGCGGCUCGAGGCCCGACGAGGUCGCCCUCUCGGAGCAGCUGACCACGUCGUCGGUGCCUUACUCCGAGCCCGCCUCGGAGGCCGGAGGGGCGGCAGCGAGUGCUGAGGCAGCGAGUGCCGAGGCGCCCGACAAGAACAGCAGCAGCAAGCACGCGGUCGCGGACGAGGCGGGCGGCGAGGAGGCGGUCGAGCGUGACCUGGCCGUGGUGGCCCCGGCGCCCUUGAGCCGUGUAUGACAGAUACUUAACGGCACCGGUAAAACGCACCUCUUUUAA